This is a messenger RNA of Betta splendens (Siamese fighting fish), 5303 nucleotides long. RefSeq names its product glutamate decarboxylase 2 (gene gad2). Lineage: Eukaryota; Metazoa; Chordata; Actinopteri; Anabantiformes; Osphronemidae. Gene Ontology annotation, biological process: GABA shunt. Gene Ontology annotation, molecular function: glutamate decarboxylase activity; pyridoxal phosphate binding. The transcript has 16 exons. Gene Ontology annotation, cellular component: cytoplasm. The coding region runs from base 707 to 2446 and encodes 579 amino acids. The record is from RefSeq and is a predicted model, not a curated record.
GCGGGCAAUUAAAGCAGCCGGUCUCCAAGAAAUAGGUGUGCGACUGUCGGGCAGAGGAAUUAGUUGGUAUUCACUGUCUGUAUGGAGGAAGAGUUCAGCGCGCGGGGCGCAGAAUGCUGGGGAUGUAUGGAGUCACGACGCAGCGCAGUUCGCCAUGACCUGAAGUGAAUCACGAUGGGAUUUCUCUAGUGACGUGAAAAUUUAGGUUAGAUGCAAUUAGACGUGCUUUACGCGCGGCGCACUCACCGGCAGCUGUAGCUAAAAGCUGCCGUCUGCAGCCACUUUCCGUCGUCUCUCGGUUCCUCCCUCUUCUUUUGUUUUUGUUUUCGUUUUGAGCGUCACUCCGGAGGCUUCAGCACCCCGAACGUGCUCAGAUCAUCCCGAUGUGUUUGGCUGCGCUUUGCGGGGAGCGCGCCGGUGAAGUCAAGUGUUGGUGAAUUUCUCCGGGAAGACGACGUUUCAUGCUCCUCCGCACCUGUGGACGCGAAACGGAGCAGCGAGGACGCUUCGCCUGUCUUUUAUUUUUAUUUUUUGCGUUGUGCGCCUGUUCAUUUUAGGGACGUUCGUGCGGCAUAACGCGCGAGUCGGAUGCACGGCUGGGUCCUCGGCUCCGGCACCUCAUCGGCUCUGAGCAGCUCCCGGUCGUAGCGUGUGGAUGGGCUCAGCGGGUCUCGGCGUCUCCUGCAGCUCCUAACUACCGGCAACAAUGGCAUCCCACGGCUUCUGGUCUCUUGGCGCAGAUAAUGCGGGGGCCAACACCGGGAAUCGGAGCCCCAGCACGCCCAGGGCUUGGUGCCAAGCGGCGGCCCAGAAAUUAUCCGGAGGUAUAGGAUCGAAAUUAUGUGCGCUGCUCAACGUUGGAGACGUGGAGAAAGCCGCCGAGCCGCCGCAGACGCCCGCAGGCACCUGCGGCUGCAACAAAUCCUGCAACUGCACCAAAGCCGCCGUGGUCUUCUCUGACCUCUAUUCAACAGACCUGCUGCCAGCUCUGGACGGUGACGCCAAGACAAUGACCUUCCUGCAGGAGGUGGUGGAUAUUUUACUGGCCUACAUCGUGGAGUCUUUCGACAGGGAAACGAAAGUCAUUGAUUUUCAUUAUCCAAACGAGCUGCUUCAGAUGAACAACUGGGAGCUGCAGGGCGAGCCUGCGACUCUGGAUGAUAUCUUGAUCAGCUGUCGCGCUACUUUGAAAUACGCCAUUAAAACAGCCCACCCCAGGUACUUCAAUCAGCUCUCCACAGGAUUAGACAUGGUCGGGCUGGCAGCUGAUUGGCUAACAUCCACUGCUAACACCAAUAUGUUCACCUAUGAGGUGGCUCCUGUGUUCGUGCUGUUGGAAUACGUCACUCUGAAGAAGAUGAGGGAAAUCAUUGGCUGGUCAGACGGACGAGGAGACGGCAUCUUCUCUCCUGGUGGUGCUAUUUCCAACAUGUACGCCAUGCUGCUGGCCCGCUUCAAGAUGUUCCCUGAAGUGAAGGAGAAAGGAAUGUCAUCCGUCCCCAGACUGGUGGCCUUCACGUCGGAACACAGCCACUUCUCAAUCAAAAAAGGUGCAGCGGCUCUCGGCAUCGGAACGGAAAGUGUGAUCUGCAUCAAAGCCGACGAAAGCGGUAAAUUGAUCCCAGCUGACCUUGAAAGGAGAAUCCUGGAGGCCAAGCAGAAGGGCUUUGUACCUUUCUUCGUCAGUGCUACUGCUGGAACGACGGUCUACGGCGCCUUUGACCCCCUCAUCGCCAUCUCUGACAUCUGCAAGAAGUACAACAUCUGGAUGCACGUGGACGGUGCGUGGGGAGGAAGCCUCCUCAUGUCCAGGAGACACCGGUGGAAGCUGGACGGAGUCGAGAGGGCCAACUCGGUGACGUGGAACCCGCACAAAAUGAUGUCGGUCCCUCUGCAGUGCUCGGCCCUGCUGGUCCGGGAGGAGGGUCUGAUGCAGAACUGCAACCAGAUGCACGCGUGCUACCUGUUCCAGCAGGACAAGCACUACGACCUCUCCUACGACACGGGGGACAAGGCGCUGCAGUGUGGACGCCACGUGGACAUCUUCAAGCUGUGGCUGAUGUGGAGGGCAAAGGGCACCAUUGGGUUCGAGGCCCAGAUCGACAAGUGCCUGGAGCUGUCGGAGUACCUCUACAACAAGAUCAAGGACCGGGAAGGAUACGAGAUGGUGUUCGACGGGAAGCCUCAGCACACCAACGUCUGCUUCUGGUACCUCCCCCCCGGGAUCCGCUGCAUGGAGGACAAAGAGGAGAGGAAGAAACACUUGCACAAGGUGGCUCCGGUGAUCAAGGCCAGAAUGAUGGAGUACGGCACCACCAUGGUCAGCUACCAACCGCAAGGCGACAAGGUCAACUUCUUCCGCAUGGUCAUCUCGAACCCCGCCGCCACCUUCGAGGACAUCGACUUUCUCAUCGAGGAGAUCGAGCGACUCGGACAAGACCUAUAAGACUCCAGCGAACCCCCCUCGUGCGUUUCCCCCUUGACAGAUGAACUGUUUGUUGUGAAUGUACCGGUAAACUUUUUCUUUCCUCCAAAAUCACAUAUUUAAGAGCAUAUUUAAAAAAGACAAAAGAUAAGUGCAUAUAUUAUGUAUCGUAGCUUUGCAGUGGACUGCGUCGGUCCAGAGCCAUGUAAAAGCGCUUCUCCUAUAGUGCAGUAGGCCCCUGAGUCGUGUAAGUGGCGUGACCUCUGUGUUUGUGAUAUGGGAUGCUUGUGCCAUAGGUCGACAGCGAAGAGUUUAUUUUUCGAUCCUUUAUGUUGUUAAGUGCCGAACGUGGUUGUGUUCUAUCGUAACUUUACAAUUUUAAACUUCUGGUUUAAAAAAAAAAAAAAAAAAAAAGACAAAAGAAAGCACUUCACCUUACCUCAGCUUAAUCGACUGCCUUUUCCAUGUGCUCAUACUUCUAGUCGUGGUCUCUGGACUAUAUUCUCCGCCCGGUGUCGUGUAGCUGUACGUGAGCGUCCCAGACCGAGCAGGACGUGGGUCAUGCAUCACCGCAGCUUUGGCAGGUUCUUUUUUUUUUUUUUUUUUUUUUUUUUUUUUAGGUGUUAGACGCGUUUUCACUGCAUGUUUGUUGGUAGUUUCACUAAUUAUAGAAAUCCGUAGGGAUUGUGCAGCAAAACCCCACGCUCCAGUAUUUCUAAGUCUUCUCCUGGGCUGUGUUCUAUUAAGAGACGUCGCUUAAGGCAGAAAUGAGCCGGUGGGGGGUCGGCGACGGGUUCAUUCAGCUGCAGUACUGACGUUGACCACAAGUCCAUCGCUGACGGCUCAGUGAGUGGAUCUGGUUCCUACGUCAUUAAAACAUCCACGUAAACCACAGCAGGACUCUUUACAUGUGUAAAUUAGUCUGUGAAAAUGUUAAGGAGCACUUAUUGAAGAUGUAAGAUCUUCAGAAAAAUACGAAAACUGGGAAAGGGGCAAUAAUGGCGUGAUCUUCAUUUUAGGAGUGACUGUGUGUCUGACAUCACUUGCACUAAAACAUUAGCGGAGGAGCCCUUAGCACGGAAACGGAGACUUAUCAUCGACUCAUUCAUUCACAAGCAAUACUCAGACAUGGGUCCAAUUAUUGAAGCCUGCGAAGGAGUAAAAAAAACCUGCUAAUUCCAACGUAUGUUAGUGGAUGAGUGUCAAGUUUCCAGACCAAAUGCAAAGUAGUUGGUGUAAGUCACGCUUUCUGAAGGAGUUAGAGAAGCACAAUUUGCUCAACAUGGUUGGUCCGUGUACAAUCACUUUUGAUCAUAGAUGUAAAUAGUAUUUCAAGAUGUCCUAAGUACAUAUCUUUGUGUAUACAUAUGUGUAUAUAAGACAUAUAACCAGAGACUAUUUGUGAAGUUACUCAUAUUUUCUCUAUCUCCAGAAUAGAUAACUUGUAUUUUCAUCAUGUUCGUUCUAAAGGCUUUUUGCCUGUGUGUGUGCGUGUGUGUGUGCGUGUGUGUGUGUGUGCGCGCACGUGUGUGUGUGAAGCCAUUUCGACUCUGACGUGUUGCUCUUCGGUCGUUUGUUCGUUCAGUGUGAACACGUGAUACUUGACAGUGCGUGUCCAUGUGUACCUUUGUGUGUUUGUAACUGUGUUGCCUUAGUAUCAAAUUGCCAGUAUUGUCUAGUUCUCCCCCCGAGGGGGAGGGUCGUGCACUUUAGAGUAUAAACAUGACCUAAAAACGUGCAAUGUCCCGUGGUUGUUCGAGUCGAUGUUAAAAGAUUCUGCGUAAAACAUGUAACCUGGGCUCCGAAUGUGCCAUGAACCAAGAGUUUCUCGCGUCGGCCUCUUCCUCAGCUCUUAUUGUUUCACAUCCCGACGGAGACCGGCUCCGUCUCCGGCCUGGCGUCCACACUGUGACUCAGACAGCAUGGAUCUCACUGCGGUGGUCCUGGAAAGCCAGACGCCCCCUCCUCUCGCUGCUGCUGCUGCUGCUGCUGCUAGAACUGCUUCCUUUGCACGUGCAUGCGAUGCCUUGCCUAUCCUGCUUGUUUGAUAUAGUCUCCUAUAUAUCUAUCUAUCUAUCUAUCUAUCUAUUAUAUCCACGUAUACUGUGUGUGUAGCUCCUGUAAUUAGCUGUAGCGUGGGGUGUGUUCGGUGUAGCUUAGCCUGUAGGUGUAGUGAUCUGUCGCUCUGGCCUUUACGUGUGAUCUCUGCGUCUUGGGCUUCCUGUGAAGUUUCUCCGUGCUGCCAGCAUGCUGACCCCGCCUCGCUCUGUAAUCCUCUCCACGCUUGAUCUAUCUCCUCCCUCUGUCUUUCUCUUCUGCCUGAAGACUGUCGCCGCUCACAGCGUUAGCGUAUUAUAUCUAUCCGUGUAGUCCCUCCGCAUGUCGUACUGAACGCUCUUCUCUGCUCGGCUCCUGUGUGACCUUUCCCCUCUCUCUCUCUCUCUUUCUCUCUCGCUUCGGCCUCUGGUAGCAGUGACGGCGCCGCCGCGUGCUUUCCUCCAGCGUUUUAUUGGCUCCCCGCUGUCCUUCUGUGCGUGAGACUGAGACAGUGUGUUGACUCGCGUCAUGGCGCCAUGACAUCACUGUUUUAAUUUACCUUUACUGAGGCUCUUGUCUCUAUGGGAUGUAUGAAAAACAAUACAGUGUUUGGUUGGAUUGUCCGACAACAUGUGGCUGUUGAGAAGUGACGGCUGUGACUACUUCCUGCUUACAGUAAAUAUUGUUUGUGAGAACUGCUAACCCUCGGUCCUCUGACUGCAGUUGAUGCCAUUUUGGAUCAUAUAUCCUGCAAACUGCUGUGCUCGCUUCUCUCAAACAUUCAUUUGUCCUGAAAUAUGUUACUCUUGGGAAAAUAGAAAUAAAUAUUGUCCAAACGAAA